CCAUCAGAAUCUUUUUCAUCCUUUUCCCAUUAUUAGAAAGUGGGUAUUGAAACCCUCAUUUCCCCUCUGUUCUCGACUCACACGCUUUCUUCUGCAACAAUGGAGGAUGGUUCAGCUUCACGGGUCGGCCCACGAUUCUUCAAAAUACUUCUGCAGGAAGACAUUGAUCAAGACCAGCACAUGCUGAUUCCCAUGAAAUUCAGCAAUGAGCAUUGCUAUGGUCUCCCAAGUAAGGUGACUCUCGAGCUCCCAAAUGGGGAUUCCUGGCUCGUACAGCUGGUUAGAGAUGAUGAAAGAAGGGUUUGGUUCAAGAAGGGAUGGCAGCAGUUCUCGCGACACUACAGCUUCCAACACGGCCACUUCCUGCUCUUCGAGCUUCAGGGGAAAUCCCAUUUCCACGUCGUGGUAUUCGGUCGAUCCGCGGCAGAGAUCGACGACUCGAGGUUCGCAGUCGAUCGCUCCUGCCCUGAAGAAGUAGCUCCAGGUGUUGGAAGGAUGAAGAAGGUGGGAGAUCCCAAAGGCAAAGCUCCUGCUGCAGAAUUUGCAGCCGGCGCGAACAUUCCCACGAAGCAGCCUUCUUUCAGUAAAGUGAUCAACAAGCAUUUCUCUUCUCGUGGCAGUCCUAAUUUCCCACUGGAUUUCAUCCGCAAGUACAUCACGAAAUCGAGCAUGGAGUUGCUGCAGCUUAGAGUUGGUGACAGAACAUGGGAGGUGAAGCUGUUGGCUUACGAUCACCACGGCUACAGUAUCCCGUCCAGAGGCUGGAUCAAGUUUGCCACUGACAACAAGUUGAACAAAGGCGACAUUUGCAGAUUUGAAGUCGCCGCCGCGAAGAAGACGCUCAACGUCCACAUCCAGAGAUUGGUGUAG
This is a messenger RNA of Linum tenue, 870 nucleotides long. Lineage: Eukaryota; Viridiplantae; Streptophyta; Magnoliopsida; Malpighiales; Linaceae. The record is from the annotation of a GenBank genome assembly.